Babesia bovis T2Bo is the source of this 1857-nucleotide messenger RNA. RefSeq lists its product as uncharacterized. The record is from RefSeq and is a predicted model, not a curated record. The coding region runs from base 94 to 1857 and encodes 587 amino acids. The transcript has 12 exons. NCBI's taxonomy places the organism in Eukaryota, Apicomplexa, Aconoidasida, Piroplasmida, Babesiidae.
GUUAAUUCUACCACUUCUUGGUUUUCUGUGCUCGAUGGAAUAGAUUAUAUUAGAAAAUGUUGAAAUGUGUAUAUUGUUAUAUGUAUUUCCGCAAUGAAUAAUGGAAUGGAAUCCAUAUAUGAGUUCACUUACAGGUAUAAUUUAAAGCUAUUUACGUUUGGCACGGUCGAUGGAUCGGAUGCGUCGUUGGAUGAUGUAGCGACAUUUUUGGGGCACUUUAACGAAAAAAUAAGCUACCUACUCCGGAAUGAAGCGGCGUUAGACACCAUUGACGAAACAACAUGUCAUAUCAUAUCUACAUUCAUCUGCCGUGUUUUCCCACCUUAUAGUCCUUUUAUCGUUUAUAAUAACGGGUUGUCUACGUCAGAGACACGUAUUCUUCUGGACGAUGUAACAAAAAAUCUGCUAAAUUUAAUAUGUAGAAUAAAGGAUUCAGUUGCAGCGUAUGUUUUGGGGUUGGACAAUGCGAAAUUUGCCCUGAACAUUUUCAAUUUAUAUUGGAGAAACAAUAAAGCUGUCGUAGAUCAGUUGUUUAACCUUUUAAUUAACCAGCACGCGAAUUAUGUAGAUGACUUGGUAAUAUUGGUGGGUAUAUUGACCAAGCAUAUACAAAGGGAAUAUGAAUAUAUUAACCUUUUGAUGUCCGGCAUAAGGCAAGGGCGCUGGACUAAUAACUUCCGCACGUCAGAAAUCAGUGCUUAUAUCGCAUAUAGAAGUGAUACGUCAUCUAGUUUUGAUCGGAAUGCAUUAUUUGUGGAUCAAAAUAUUAUGAUUUUAGACGUGUUAGCAUAUUUGGAAACCAUAUUGCAACAUUUCCCAAUAUCUGAGUGUGAUAGAAUUCUUUCUGUUACUGUUUCGAGUUUUGACGGUGAAUCUCAGAUUUCUACUCUGCUUACGAAUGUAUAUUACUUGUUUUCUCAAGUAGAGAAACUUAUAUAUGACAAGAAACGAGCUAUAUACAAGAUGGAGUUGUCUGAGAAGCUUGCAGCAACAUUUCAGAGGUCUCUUUUCUAUCGAUGCAAGAUGAUUGCGUUAAACUGCCUGUUGUCAAUUGUGAAAUAUAAUGUUGUAAUCCAUCCUACUGAAUCGGCAGACUAUUGUUAUAAUUGGUUAUUGAUUUUUUUAGAGAUUGGUGGUGAAGAAUAUGACGUUGAUUCUUCAGUUAUUUUAGAGGAUUUGCAUGACAUUGACCUUUUCAAACACGUGGAUACUUGGUCGUCAAUAAGUGGUACUUGGUUGCCUGGCGAGAUUGAUCAAUUGAGAUCUUUGGUUGGUUCUAGAGAGAAUCAAAAUCAGACGAGCCCCAAUGAUGAAACAAAGAUGAUAUCAGAAGUGACGGGGAUACAUGAUACAGUAGUUAUCAAUAAUUGUCUUAAGAAGCAUAAUUUCGAUGUUUCCGAGACGAUAUUGGCAUUACUCAAAGAAUCAGAAAUCGAGUCCCGUCCAUCUCAACAUCACCGUAUCCAACCUCACAAGAAGCCUACGCCUUCUAUGGAUAUAUCAACACAUUUUAUUUCUAAAGAAACACGGCAAUCUGUAUUAAACUACUGGGAUUUCAUUAAUCGUCAGGAAAUCUACGAUGAUGAUUAUGACGACGACUCCAUGGAAGAUGAUGUGUUACCUCUAAAUGCACGCCUUGUUUACGAAGAGAUGACAGAUUCAGAAGAAGAUGUGGACGACAGUUCCGAGAAUGUGAACCAAUCAGGUGAUAAUAGCACUGCCUCCAAAACACAAAGUUCUGUUAAUCUUCCAACUGAAGGUCACCCAAGCAGAAGCUUUCACAAUUCUCGAAAGAAAAAGCACACUCCAAAAUACAACAGGAAGCGUAAUACCAUAAAUAUUGAUGCUUUCAGUUGA